Messenger RNA from Tyto alba (common barn owl), 594 nucleotides. Its product is annotated as olfactory receptor 14J1-like. Gene Ontology annotation, biological process: G protein-coupled receptor signaling pathway. The record is from RefSeq and is a predicted model, not a curated record. The coding region runs from base 1 to 594 and encodes 197 amino acids. The transcript has a single exon. Gene Ontology annotation, cellular component: membrane. NCBI's taxonomy places the organism in Eukaryota, Metazoa, Chordata, Aves, Strigiformes, Tytonidae. Gene Ontology annotation, molecular function: olfactory receptor activity.
AUGGCCUACGACCGCUACAUUGCCAUCUGCCAACCCCUGCACUACAGGACCAUCCUGGGCAGCAGAGCUUGUGUCCACAUGGCAGCAGCUGCCUGGGGCAGUGGAUUCCUCAAUGCUCUGCUGCACACUGCCAACACAUUUUCCCUACCACUCUGCCAUGGCAAUGUGGUGGACCAGUUCUUCUGUGAAAUCCCCCAGAUCCUCAAGCUCUCCUGCUCUGACUCAGGCUAUCGCAGGGAAUUUGGACUCCUUGUGUUUACUGCAUUUAUAUACUUUGCUUGUUUUGUUUUCAUUGUGCUGUCCUAUGUGCAGAUCUUCAGGGUCGUGCUGAGGAUCCCCUCUGAGCACGGACGGCACAAAGCCUUCUCCACGUGCCUCCCUCACCUGGCUGUGGUCUCCCUGUUCAUCAGCACUGCAUUUUUUGCCUACCUGAAGCCCCUCUCCUUCUCUUCCCCAUCCCUGGAUCUGGUGGUGGCUGUUCUGUACUCAGUGGUACCUCCAACAUUGAACCCCUUCAUCUACAGCAUGAGGAACAGGGAGCUCAAGGAUGCCGUGAAGGAAUUGAUCCAACGCACCUUGUUCUACCAGCAGUAA